This is a messenger RNA of Emericellopsis atlantica, 2829 nucleotides long. RefSeq lists its product as uncharacterized. The coding region runs from base 1 to 2829 and encodes 942 amino acids. Lineage: Eukaryota; Fungi; Ascomycota; Sordariomycetes; Hypocreales; Bionectriaceae. Gene Ontology annotation, cellular component: chromatin. Gene Ontology annotation, biological process: regulation of transcription by RNA polymerase II; DNA-templated transcription. The transcript has 5 exons. Gene Ontology annotation, molecular function: DNA-binding transcription factor activity, RNA polymerase II-specific; RNA polymerase II cis-regulatory region sequence-specific DNA binding; zinc ion binding. The record is from RefSeq and is a predicted model, not a curated record.
AUGCUGUCCGCCCAGUCUCUCGAGGGGUCGCCUCCGCAUCCAACUGGAGGCACAGGUGCCGCUCUGGCUGCUACCUCGGAUUCUGGUGAGAACCGAGGGCAGAAACCAAAGAACCUUCCGUGUCAGUACUGUAACAAAUGUUUCAGACGAGUCGAGCAUGUGCAACGACACGAGAGGACACAUACAAAAGAAAAGCCCUUCCGGUGUAACUGGGACCGCUGUGGCAAGACCUUUGGACGCCGUGACUUGCUCGUACGGCACGAAAAGCUCGUCCACCUCAACGACAACAGCAAGGACAAUGGGCGAUCGCGCAAGCUCUCCGGCGCCACGCAUCAGUCCUCGUUAUCGUCGGACAGCCAGAGCCUCGAGCAUGGCCACAUGGGAAUGCACCGUCCCCUGGCUCAGCAACCGCAACUCUCGCCUCCUCAACCACUACCGCAACACCAACACCCUCAGCAGCAGCAGCAGUUACCUCCACAUCAACAGCCUCAACUGCACGUACAAGACCGCCAACAGCCCCCACCGCCGCAGUAUCACACCAGUCAUUUAGCUCCUGUUGGUGGAUCCUCAUUGUCACAGGAUGCAAGGUCAGCUCCGAGAUCAGCAGCUUGCAAUCUUGACCUUUUGUCCGAUGCUGCCCUGGCAAGCGAAGUCAACACGAUUCCUCCCAUAUUAGGAGAUCGUCAUCACAGCAGUCACGCAAGCAACAAGAGUUUCGUCGACGGUCUCGGACACUACGGAGACCGCUCAAGGGAAGAGCACCAUGCUCUCUCGUCGGGCUAUGGACUGUCUCAUCAAGGGCUUAAUGAUGACUACAACAUGUUGAUGGACGAUUUUGGAGCAGCGCCACACUUCCUCCCUCCUCACUUUGAGCCGGACCAGCAAUUUGGGCUUUUCCCACGGUCGUCUGCGAGCCGGGGGCCAUCCAAGACGGGUGGUCAGUAUUCUUCGAGAUACGCCUCGCUCGCCCCUGAUCAUAAGGAACCUCAUGAUAGUACGCGGUACGACGAAGGCGGGCGGGCGCCCCCUCUACGAAUAUCCAUCACAGAUCACAACACGAUCAAGAACCGGCUGGACGAGUUCUCGUCGGUCCUACCGAAUGACUUUGUGUUUCCGUCCCGGCAUACCUUGACACGGUUCCUGGAGGGUUACAUUACUGGAUUCCACGAGCAUCUGCCAUUUCUUCAUUUGCCGACGCUCUCGCCGGUGGAUAUGGCGCCAGAGCUGCUGAUGGCCAUUGCGGCUGUCGGCGCGCAGUAUCGAUUUGAGAGUACUCGAGGCUAUGCACUCUGGUAUGCGGCCAAAGCAGUGGCCAACGAGCAAAUCAGACGGCGGCACAGCUCGGACAUGAAUGCCCUCUUGCCAACACCCGCGGCGUACAGUCCACAUUCAACAAGGCCGUCGCCGAGUAUGACAUACAGACACUCCUUUGCUUCGGCGCAAUCUGAGCGACCAAUGACCCAGGACACGCAUCGGGAACCCUAUUCUCCGAACACACCGCAAGCACGACUUGAAACCAUCCAAGCGGUUCUGCUGCUGUUUGCCGUUGGUCUCUGGGGCGCCAAGACCAUUCUACAUGAAUCUCUAUCAAUGCAGAGCAACCUAGCUGUCCUCAUUCGGGAGGAGGGACUGAGGGUCGAGACAAGCCAAGCAGCCAUGUCAGACUGGGAAGCAUGGGUGCGACUUGAGGGAGCGACUAGGACGAAACUCAUCGCCUUUUGCUUCUUCAACCUGUGCAGUACAGCGUACAACAUGCCACCUCUGUUGUUGACAUCUGAACUCAACUUGUACUUGCCCCUGAGAUCUCGUCUUUGGCGGGCAGAGACUGCGUGGCAGUGGCAAGAGCUUCGACAGUCGACACCCAUUGCCGAAAUCACAGUGCACGAGGCUUUCUCUCGCCUUUUUGGCCGCACGAAUGAGGGUGUGCCGUCGCAAUUAUCGUCGCUGGGCAACUACGUCUUGAUCCAUGCGCUGCUUCAACACGUCUACCUGCUCAAGCAAACAUCCUUUUCGGCUGGAUCGCCGUACGACAUGCACCGCACAUUGAAGCCCGAUGAUGUUGAGGAAGUUGCACAGGCUCUGCGCGUCUGGCAGACCAGCUUUGAGCACCGGCAUCAGCUACGGUCGGCCGAGUCUGGGCACUUUGGCGGGACGGAAUCGAUACCAGGCGGCUCGCUGGCUUACAAUGCGUCCGCUUUGCUUCGCCUGGCUUAUAUCAGGCUGUACAUUGACCUUCCACCGGGCCGGGCUCUGGAGUCGAGGGACUGGGCGCUCAUUGCGUCAAGAUUGAGCGCGACACCUCUCCUCAUGAGGAGCCUCCGUCUACACCGUGCUGUGUACCAAGCUGUUCACGCGCUGUCAAGGCUGGUCAAAGCCGGCGUGGCGUACAUUGCGCGCACAAAGUCCUCUGAAUGGAGCAUACAGAACUCGCUGUGCAACUUUGAGUGCGCCAUUCUGCUCGCUAACUGGCUGCUCACCCUCGCCUCGAUCGGCCCCUCGGACCCGCAGGCAUCUCCCGAGGAGAAGAACUUGCUCGACACCGUCCGCCGCAUGCUUGACGAGACCGAAUUCGCCGUGCCUGUUGAUCCAUCACUGUCCGGCCCUGGGAACACUGGGGGCCACAUGGAGAUGGCGAACAGCGACAACGCCAAGCUGCGACAGCUGGCUGCUGCCGUCGUGCGACUCUGGGCAGAGACCUUCAAAGGCACGCACAUAUUUGACAUGGUCAAGGUCAUGGGCUUGAGUCUAGAUGGCUACGCUGAUCUGAUUGAGAAGCCGCGAGAGCGCACACCGCUCGGUAGGCUGGCACCCGAGACGGGAAUGCAUUGA